UUUUACAGGAUAAAAGUAUAAUAACAAAUCAGCUUCCACUCAUGUAAGCCGAUAGGUAUCUCUCUGCCAAGAAGAAUCUUGCUUUAUGACUUGUGAAUUGAAAUUUGUAUCCUCUCUAAGCACUAUUCUAUCCAAAGAUUAAGCUCUCCCUUUCUGUUGCCCUUUUGGCCUGCAGCUGCUGACAACGACAUGAGAAAUUGGCUGAAGUGCUCGAUGAAGCAGUCAAGCUGGGACUGUGUAUCCAUCUCUUACAUGAGGCUCUUUGCCUAAAGCAUCUAUCACCUCUGUCCAGCUUCUGGAAACUCCUGGGAUAGGAGAGCAAACCAGUCAAGAUCAUGAUGUAUUAAAUGAAGCAUGUAUAAAACCUGGAUGCAGAGACCUCUAUUCAUGUCCAACGCCUUUCCUGGGAAUGGCAGCAGGGGCACUUUAAUAGCAGGAGCUGCAAUCAGGUCUCAGGAUUCAGCAGUUGACCUCUUGCCCAUUUGUCUUUUGCAACAUCCAAGUUUCUCAUGGUCAGCUGAGCCCCAUGGACAACAACUCUGCCGACGUGUACCUGGCAACUGUGGGGAGUCACAAAGGCUCUGUGGUGAGACAGCUUGCUUACUGCAUGUGCCAGGAGAAGCAGCCAUGAUUCCUGACAUCUUGCACUGGGAGGAGUAAGAGGCCAGCUCCCCAGAGCUGGAAUGGGAGGAAGGACAUUGCCAAAGAGUGGCUUUUUCCCUGCUGGGAAGGAAAUUCCAACCAUUUUUUAUGGAGAAGUCUUCUGUCCCCAGAAGUAUGUGAGGUUGAUCUGUCAGAGUGGGACAAAAGGAUCAGUGUAUAAACCUUAAGGUUGUUGCCCCAUGGCUCCAGCAGUGACUUUCCAACACCAACCACUCUAAUCACAACGAAAACCAGUACUGGUAAAUCCAACAUAAAUUCACUAAAGAAUUGCUUGUAUUUUGUCCAGAUGACAGAACUUAGCCAGUUCCACAGCCAGCCCACCUCUGAAACUCAGUGUCCCCUGUGCAUUGGUAUGGUGAAGGCUGUUAGAGGAAGUAUAAUAUAUAUUUUAAAAAAACCUAUUGAAAAUACCAGCUAACAAAUUAACUUGUAUAGCUAAAACACUGGAUUCUUUUGAUUAAGGAGAAAUUUUCAGGAAGAAUUAAUGCCAAUGGACUGAGGUAGUUCUUGGAACUUAUUUCAGAGACAAGAGGAAAAGGGGGUAAAUCUUUGUGCACCAGACUCAAAAACCAGGGAAGUUGGAGUGUGGAGUCAUGAGAUUAACAGAAUAGAAAAUUGCCUUGAAUUUAUCAGCAAGAAAAUUAUUUAUUUGUUCUUUUGUGCUUAAGGAGAAAGGGACUCUGAAUGAUCUGCUUCUCAAAAUAAAAAUCAUCUCACAUUUGGAUUGCUAGCUCUUCUUCCUCCUUCCUGAAUUAAGCAAUAGUCUGAGGUGCUUAAGAAGAAGUUUCUCAGGUGUUCUUUGAAUUUAUACUGGCUAUGGAAAAAGUAAAAUAGAUAGGUAAGAGUGGUUUAAUCUCCUCUGUUCUUUGCUCCUUUCAUCUCUCUGGUGGUUUCUGAAGCUCUUACACAAGUGCAGCUCCACCCCUGUGUUGCCAGACAAUGUGUCAGUGCUGUGUGUGUGCUACACGCAGCAUGAGGUGACACUUCUGUCCAGCUGGGACUCUCAGGGACUUCAGCUGAAAUGUGUGCCCCUGCCCCAUGGGGCAAUCCUUGAACUGACAGCUCAAUCCUUGGCCUCAGCCUUUCCUUCACAUCCUUUUCAGGGGGAUGCCGUGUUCAGACCAGCAGGCUUGUCUUUAACGGUGCUUGCUUCCAGUGGCUUGAAGCUCAGGGUGCAAUCCCCAGGUAACUUGUGUGGUAGGCAGCUGCAAUCUUAGUUUGCCCAUAGAAAGCAAAGAGCUAGGGCCAUAGAACUGGAGGCCAUUUAUAAAGCUAGUUAUGGAUAUUUUAUUUUCAUUAUCUCUGUCUUGUGCCUCUCUGCAGUAGUUGCAGGCCCAGAGAACAAAGCAGUGUCUUUUGUUUAGUGGUUUAAAGUGCAGAAGAAGGGGAAGGAAGCUAGCAUUUGGUGGAUGUUAGACACAUAUAAAAUACAAAAUUAAUUAAAAAGUAACAACAACCAGGCACAAUUAGAAUGAGAAUAAGUUGGGAAAAGUUCUUCAGGGAGAGCAACAGGGAUUGCCUUUGGCUUCAGACUCACCUCUUGCAGCAUUGGGGAGCGGAGGGGUGUUGGCCCUUUUCCUUUUUCUCAGGUGCCAGAAAGCCUAAAAUCGCCAUGGCAGCAUGUUCUGGAAGGGUGAUCUGGAUCAAAAUGCAGUUCCCAGCAGCAGUGUUGUUCUCCAUGUUCCAACUCUGAUAACCAGACAUGGUGGUCAAUAUGAAAGAGCAGAGCAAAACUGCACUGUCUUUUCGCAUUGCUUCUGUUUUUUUCUGGAAAAAAACCCUAUCUUUUCUAGUAAUGUGCUCAUUUUAGCUUUGGGGAGGUGUUACUAAGUGCCUGAUACACUGGAUAGACAAGAUGUGUCCAUCAGCAGCAAGCAACCAGAGGUAUUUACUCAUAAUGGUGCAGUUUCCAAAGUGACAGAGAUGGCACUGAGCAAAGUGUCAUAGCUGGAGGAAGUCUCUUCAGGGUGAAAUGAACUAAUACAAAACAAGCUGAAUUUCUGUUUUCACCAAUGCAAAAUUAUUUAUUAACUUUGGUGAUUUGAGAUUUAAUUCAUACGAAGACCAGAGCUUACUCUGUCAGGAUUCCUGGAUUUGCCUUCUUCUCAGCAUAGGAGAAAAUAAUGUGAAAUGCCUCCAGCUUCCCAGAGAUGGGACUUUCAAGGUCAGUAUCAGUAUUUUUACUGCCUCAUCAAGGGAAGCCUGAAAUGAUUCAAGAUUCCUGUCUGGUGAGUCGUUCCUAAGAGUUUUCUGGUUUUGAGUUCUUGGUACUCUGACAAUCAUGAUAUUGUGAAAACGUUUAUUUCUGCCCACCCAUCUCUUUCCAACAUUCUUUUCAGGAGAUACAGAUGGCAUAACAGUCUCUAAGAGAUAUUAAGACUUUCAAGCAGCCACUGUUCCUUCAUUUAUUUGCUUUUGUUAGUUUCUGCAUACUUUCAGGAGCUAAAAUUAGUAGAGAGCCUCCAGCUUUUCACAGAUGCUGCCAUAUUACUGACUUCAUCCAUCCAGCAAAUGCUGACUGUGACACUGUAAAGGGUCUACACCUAUUUUGUCAUUACAUUUAUAGAACUUUUGGUUGUUGUUGAUUUCAAAAUACAGAAAGUCCCAGUGACAAACUGCAGUGGUAUUUUGAGAGCAGUUCCUUCUUCAUGUUUGCUGUAAGUGGCAUUGAAUGACUUAGGGGAUGAGAGAAGUACAAUUGCACUUUAACAGAAACAUUUCUGGGUUUGGGUGCAAGUGCUUUGCUAGCAGAAUGAAAAACAAAAUAAAAAUUGGAAGCGCACUGAGUAAAAAGACCAAUCUCUGUCCUAUUUUAGGUUUUGAUAUUUUUGUCAUUAUCUAAUGCAGAAAGGAAAAAAAUCUUUGGAUGUUGAAGUAAAAUACUUGUUUUGAACAUAUUUUGGACUAUUCUGUCUAUCCUGAUAAAAUUGUAGGAAGACAUAAGUUGCUUGAACUACAAAUUUUCUGAUAUUUAUCCAAAACAUUUGCUGUAAUCUCAAGGCUUUUGCAACAUCAUCUUCAUCAAAAGUUGUCCACUUACACCUUGCACUGCUGAUCUCUUACCACAAUCAAGCAUUAUUCUGACGACAAAGGAGAUGAGAAGAGUCCACAGAUGAUGAAGUCCAGCUAGUGAGAGAAAAAGCAACAAACGAGGCAACAACUCAAGACAAAUUAGAGCUGAGCCACCCUCACCAAAUGUGCUGCAUUUCUUGGUCUAAAAACCCUAACAAUUUGUUCCUGAGUACCUAGCAGAAGAGAAGAGAAGAAAAUGAAGACUUAAGAAGAAAAAACUAAAGACUGAUUGAAGGGACUUUUCAAAAGUAGAGUCUUUCCAUUGAGACUGUUGUCACAAGUUCAGCUAAAAUUAUUAGUUUUAUAAUUGUCAUUGUUAUGUUAGUAUUGUUCUACUGUUCUUUAUGUCUCUGGGAAUCCCUUUUUGAGUUGUCAUAAUCACUCUAUAAAUUGUCCAAUAAGUACUAAGUAAUUUAAGUUUUUAAGAAUACCCUAGGGCCAUAACCUGAAGACUAUCCUCUGUUUCUAAAAGAAAAUAAAAGGGGAAGUUGUGGAGUGCCCCCACCCCAGGAGGUGGGGAUUCACCUACACAGACAGCAUUGAGUGAGGGGCGUGACUUAAAGAAGAUUCUGCCCCUCCACCUUGUGGGGUGUGCCCCCUCAAGCCCGGGAAAAGGCACCCCACCCUAUUUUGUCAGAUAAGGAAUAGCCCCAGAAUGUUCUUCCUUUCCCGUACCCUCGGUGGUUUAAAUUUUACUGCAGUGUCCCCCCCUUAGCUCUUCCCAUUGGUUGCCCUCCUCAAUCCACCCCUUUGCAGUCUCCUGCUUGUAUUGCUAUUGAACUCUGACCCUAAACUCCACCCGUAUCCUGGCAUAUAAAAACCAUGACUCUGCCCUCGUUCUUGUCUUGGUCCCUGGCUCAGUAAAGGAUCCUGAAUUUUGCUAAACCAAGACCCAUCCUGUGGUCAUCUUUUCCUGUUGGUCAUUAGUAGCUGCCUGAGGUCCAAGACUUCAGGGCCCAGGGGAAUUGUUGCACCCCUUGUUGUGGCAGAAUGCAAUGAAAUCCAACAUAAAAAAAUCAAUUAUUUGUUAUAGGAGCACUUAACCAUGAAGGCUAAGGCAAAAUACUCUUUGGAAUAUGACCAUGGCAACUGUGACAGAAGUUAACAUAAAAACAGAAAAGCAGUUUUCCAGCCCACAUCUCUUGCAAAUACUCUCUGCAGGGGUAAAGAUAUAUGCAUAUUUUUGUAGGGCUAAAUCUUAACAACUUAUUUCUCUCAUUGCUAAUGUAAGAAUCCCAUUUGUCUGACAUGAAUGUUUCUAAUUAUAUAUAUUCAUGGAGCAGCAUCUCAAACUUAAAUGCAUCAUGGCUAAGUACUUUACUGAAUCUAGAUGUAAAUUAAAAGCUUGAUAGAAUAAUCUAUAAAUAACUCCCUUAAAAAUCAGCUUCCUUAGGAAACCAUGCUUGAAUUAAUGAUUCCAUUUUCCAUAAACAUCCACUCACAUUUAUGUGUUGCAUGGAAAAUUAAAUCAUUAUUGCACAGCCACAAAAGAGCCUCAUGAUGGCCUAACUUUUCCACAUGUCCAGAACAUUGUAAUGUCUGUACUAAUUAAUUUGGUGUUUCAUGCUUAGUUUCAGUUUCCAGAAUACCUCACUGCACUGAAGAUGCUUCUGCUUUCAGCUCUGAGGAGGCUGAGCUCUUGUGCUGGCAAGUGCUUGUGCACUGGCAGAAGGUGAGGCCGAGGGUGGAUUUGUGGAUGGCCUUGUCUCUUUGUCACAGGUUGGGAAGGCCCUGUGAAAGCAGGGCUUUUAGGCACUCAGGAAAGGCCCCCUGGCUGGUACAAUUGAUCACACUGCUUUGGAUGGUCCGGUGAACUCAUUCAUGGCAUUGGUUUACAUGUGCUGCAUGUCUUAAUAAUUUUUCCAUUCUUACUGUGUAUGGAUAAUGCAAAAUAUCCUGAGUGCCUGCUAUCUUUUGAAUAUCAACACAAUAUAUUCCAUAAGAAGCACAUAAAAUGACUAGGCAAUGAAACAAUUAAUUGAUUUUAUAAUGAAGCAUGAAAUCAAAUAGACUUUGAGAUAGAGUUGAGAGAAGCUGGUGUCUGAUCUGAUUAAGAUCAAUGUUAUUUUCCACUUGUUAGAGCCCAGGGGCCACUGGUGAAGUCAUUUGGUCUUAGCUUAGCGGUCAUAGAACAGUUUGACAGGUUUGACUUAGUGGUAUAUGGGUGACAGCUCAGUCUUAGGAGGGCCAUCAGUGCAACAGAGAUGUGGUUGUUUUGAUGUGGCCAGAUUUAUAUCAUGGGGAAGAAAUGGGACUGGAAAUAAUUUGAUGGGUUCUGUGCCUUUUGAUCAUGUAAGAAGUUUGCUGAGCUGGAAUGGGGAAUUCAUUGUCCCUUUAUGGUUAAACCAAUGAGGGUACUUUGCAGAAAUGUGAGACAUCAGUAGAAUCAUGAAUUUCUUGGGUUUAAAUCAUUACUGUGAACAGCAGGUCCAAAGAAAUUCAAGAUGCUCAGCUGCUUUUGCUCUGUGGUGUGGCUUGGUUUUGUUUUCUCCAUGGUGCUUUCCAUGCAAUCACCAGCCUGGGAAAGAUCAGUUUAAGAGGGCAAGACUUCUCUGCUGUUUUGAGUCUACCUGAUUCCCCAUGGACUUAUGUUUGCACAAUCAGGAUGUAGUUGAUGAAUGCCUUUCUUUGAUUUGUAGACCAAUAGGGACAUCUCAGCUCCAGAAAACUGCAGCUGUAUCAUGGAGUGGUGUCCUGGGCAAGGAAAAGUUCUUUACCUUAAAGUAUAAGCAGAAAACAUUAAUAGAAGAAUUUCUAGGAGAGUAAUAAUGACACUCACCUGAUGCAUGCUACAGAAAUCUCUCAGACUGAAGGGGACUAUUAUGAGAGCUAAGCAGGAUUUAGAAUUUACCCCUGUAAAAGGAAGUCCGGUAUUUGCAUGCAGAGCUUUGCUGAUAUAAAAUCCUCAUGUUUCAAGCUUUUUCCUGGGGAUCAAAAUUCUUAAAAAUCAGGAAUUUACCAGUGUAGAAGUCUUUUCAGUGUCAACAAGAUAUUUUCAUACAUCAAAGUCUGUAAAAUACACAUGACCUGAAUUACUGAAAGGCACAUUUUAACUUCUCACCCAGAUUUUUCCAUUUUCAGUGCCUUGGAGGGGUGGCCAAGGGGAAAAGCAUUCUUUCAGAAAAAAAAGAUCUUACAGCUAUUCUUCCCUUACCAGAUUUAUAAAAUUUCAGCAGUUCUCCACAGCCCAGUGAAAUCAUCACAGAUCCAUUUUAUUCAGCUGAUUCUUGCUGUUCUGUGUUCCUGUUUUGAGCUAUGGGAAAUGUGCAUAUUUGUGUUAUGGUUUCUGUGAGAAAGACGGGAAAGAAGCUACUUGUGGGAGUACCUGUUGCAAAGGGAAGGGGGACACCAGGUGGUUGAAGAAGCCCAGACUUCUCAGUCCCACUCCAGCUUCUUUUGUGGUGCUCAUCAAAUCUCCUCAUUUAUAUGCCCUGCUCCCAGGCAAAGAGUUUUAUUCUGAAAUGUUUCAUUUUAGUGAAGUGCUGGAUUUUUUUAAUAAUAUUUGUUUUGCCGAGUAAUGUAAGUGCAUCCGGAUGACUUCUGUACCAGAUGGGAGAGGGAUUACAGGAACUCAUGUGGCAUUAGACCAAGAAAGCUGAGAAAUUAUCUAUGUCUGAAAGAGAGGGAAUUUUAGACCAGAGAAUGUUUGGUGAAGGGAAGAACAUGUCUUUUACUAACAGGUUUUUUUGUUCUUUCUUCUGGAGAAAAACCCAGUGAAUGUAAGUAUGAAAUCUUUUCCUGAGGUAUUACAACCAAGUAGUGUUUCCUCCUUUUCUUCUGCAAGUGAACUGAAAUUUUUGAAGACAAAAAGGCAGAGAAGAUCCCAUUUGAAAGAAAGAUUAGGCAAUUUGGGUUUAUUUUUCUUUAGUUUUAGCAUCUGUAUUUGAAAACCAGAUUCACAUGUCAUAUUGUCAUCCAGAAGGUAUUAGUGAUGGCUUCUUUUUCUAGCAGAGAUGAAAUUCAAGUUUCUUCUCACCUCAGGAUGAAUGUACUGCUAUGCAUCUACUUCAGUUACUGGAACACUAUCGCUUCUGUUUUCUGAGGGUUUGAACAUGAGUACCCAGCCACACACUGUGACCAAAGUAGAGAUCCCUGGCCAUGUUCUUUACACCGUAGGAACAUGUGUGCUCAUUAUUGGCUCCAUUGGCAUCAUCGGAAACCUCCUAGUCCUCUACGCAUUUUACAGCAACAAGAAGCUGAGGACUCCCCAAAACUACUUUAUAAUGAAUUUAGCUCUGAGUGACUUCCUGAUGUCGGCUUCUCAGGCACCCAUGUGCUUUGUCAACAGCUUGCACAGAGAAUGGAUACUUGGAGACAUAGGCUGUAACCUGUAUGCUUUCUGCGGGGCUCUCUUUGGGAUAACCUCGAUGAUGACUCUGUUGGCUAUCUCUGUUGACCGCUACCUGGUGAUCACAAAGCCCCUGCAGUCCAUCCAGUGGACUUCCAAGAGACGCACCAUGCAGAUCAUCGCUCUAGUGUGGCUCUACUCACUGGGAUGGAGCGUGGCUCCGCUCCUCGGCUGGAGUUCCUAUGUGCCUGAGGGCUUGAUGAUAUCCUGUACGUGGGACUAUGUAACCUACUCCCCUGCAAACAGAAGCUACACCAUGAUUUUAUGCUGCUGCGUGUUUUUUAUCCCCCUGAUAAUAAUAUUCCACUGCUAUUUAUCGAUGUUCCUGGCCAUAAGACGUACUGGCAGAGAUGUUCAAAAGCUGGGGUCCUGCAGCCGGAAAUCCUACCUCUCUCAGUCCAUAAAGAAUGAGUGGAAGCUGGCAAAAAUUGCUUUUGUGGUGAUCAUUGUGUUUGUCUUGUCCUGGUCUCCAUAUGCUUGUGUCACCUUGAUUGCCUGGGCAGGUCGAGGCAACAGCCUAACACCAUAUUCCAAAUCUGUGCCAGCAGUUAUUGCCAAAGCUUCUGCAAUCUACAACCCCAUCAUAUAUGCAAUAAUUCACCCAAGAUACAGAAAAACCAUCCACAAAGCUGUUCCCUGCCUGAGAUUCCUGAUACGAAUAUCGAAGAAUGACCUCCUGAGGGGAUCCAUAAAUGAGUCAUCAUUCAGAACCUCUCUCUGCAGCCACCACUCUCUUGCUGGCAGGACCAAGAGCACAUGUGUUUCCACUGUUUCUACUGGAGAAGCUAUCUGGAGCAAUGUGGAGCUCGACGCUGUAGAGCCAGCUCAAGAGAAAUUGAAGCCUCGCCGAAGUCACUCUUUCUCCACAAGUCUGAGUCAAGAGAAGAGAGACCUGCUCCCAAAGACCUGCAGCUGCGAUGCAGCCACUGCCAAAAAGGUUUCGCUCUCCUCCAGCUGUUUGGAGAAGGUGCUUGGGCAGCCUGUCCUACCCAAUCCCUCUGCAGCACUUGUGACCAGCUCCCUGAGAGCAACUUCUCUGCCUGUCAGAUUGAAUAGCAGCAGUGUCACCAGAGGAGACUCAAGUACUUCCCAUAUGGAAACUCAAGGAAGUCAAGUGAAUGGAGUUGUGGAUUCUGUUAUUAGCAAUGCAGUCCCUCGCAUCAUCAUCAUUCCUACCUCAGAGACAAAUCUGUUUCGGGAAGAACUGGAAGAGGAAGAGACUGAAUUAUUCCACUUUCAUGACAAAAAGGGCAAUCUGCUGGACUUGGAAGGGCUUAGCUCAUCCAUGGAGUUCCUUGAAGCUGUUGAGAAAUUUCUAUCAUAAGUUUUUCAAAAGAAAACUUUCCGGUAAUUAUUUUCUUGGCAUCUUCUCCACUUAAUUAUACCAAAUAACUGAAGCCUUGUGGGUUAGAUCAUCAGAUUUUUUUGUAUGUUUAUAUGGUAGUCACUAGGCAGCCUUCAGAGUUUUCUUUGUCCAAACCAGCUCAGGCAUGGAAACAGGCUUUCUUUCAGAUUGUGCCACAGGAAAUGAGCAGUGGAAGAUCUGGCAGCAGGAUCGAGUGGCAUUGGUCAAGGAGGCUGCCUGAUUUGUUGCCACUGAUGGGGGCACCAGCAGAAAGGAAAACGAGUGACUGAGAGCAGGGUCAGCUGCUGAAUGCUUCUGCUAUCUGCACAUGGAACAGCAUUCCUGUUUUGGCAGCCCUGCUCUGGACAGUGAUGGGAAGCACUGCAAGACCACAGCUUCCACCAGCCCCAGCAGUAAGGCACAUGGCUACAUGACCUCAACUAGAGUUUAAUCAAAUAAUUCUCAGCAUUGGUUUUGCUGUGUUUUCUUUUUUAAAUAGGCAGCUUGCUAAACAUAAAGAAAGAAACUGGUGUUUUUUCACUGGAAAGUGACUACUUCCCAGCUUCUAAUCCUCUGAAGUUUAGUGGUAGAAAUCUGGAUUUUACCUCAGCAUUAGCAUGGUCACUUAAAUGUCAAAAUGCAAGGUGCUAUAUGCUAAAACAUACACUACUGUAGAAGCAUUCAAAGUACCUUCAGAGUUACAGUCCUGAUUAAAUAUGUAUGUAUUCUAAUGAGUCUGUGAUUGAAAGGGUGAAUGCUCACAGCUGGCUUGACAAGUCAUUGAAAAGAAUAAAGCCUUGGCUGCUGUAUAUCACCUGUCUGAUCAGAGAAGGUUCUUCUCAUCUCCUCUAAAACACACCAGCAGAUGUCUUUUACAGGUCACUUACCAGAGGCCUUCAAAGUGGGUAAAACAUCAACUUGGGAAGAGAAUCACACAGUACUGUGUUUGCUACAGGAUCUGCACUUGCAUCUUUAUCUGUGGUUACUAUCUGUGCUCCUUUUUAUCUGUGCUUCACAUUAUGGCUCAGGCUCACAGGAUUCUCCUAGCAUUUUAUUCCUCUUUAUGCACUCUUCCUUUUUUACUCAUUUUCCCAUUUCUUCAUGUCUUCCCUUUCAGUCUCUGAUUUUCAAACAUAGUUUGAACAACUUGAAUUACAUUGUUCUUUACAUAAUUUCAAUACAUAUUAGUAGAAAUCAAGGUACUCCUCUGGAUAUAAUAGUGCAAAUAUUUGGUCCAGGGAGACUAAUAGUAUUCAGACAUUCAACAAGAGAGUGAAAGUUUAUGUUCAUAGUCUCGGUUUAUUUCCUUGACUGUAUCCUAGAUCGUGCAGAGAUCACUGAGAGAAUUUCCAGGUUUUGUGUAUUGCACUGGCUGAUCUCAGGAAGUAAUUUCUCUUUGCCUGUUUUCCUGAUGCAAAAACCAGAUGGGAAGCAUGGAAGUAUUUUUAAUUACUUUUUUCACUACAAAAAAAGGCAACACAAAUCUUGUUUGCAACAAUCUAGACAGGAACGCUACUAAAGAGCAAAUGAAAACCCACAGAAGCACAGGAGAGAGGAGAAUGCCUCCAAACUUGCACACCUGAGGCACUGCCAGGUGCCAGACCUUUAAGAGGAGUGAGGCACUCACUUUUGAUACCAUUUUUAGAAAAAGAAAAAGGCCACUGGUGGGUUACAGAGGCAAUUGCUGUGACAGGCUGCCUAAUGCAGUGCUGACACUCCACAUGCUGCUAUUAUUUGAGGUGCUCUGCUGGCUAGAGACCCUCAUACUUCCUUACUGUGGAAAGCAGGGAGGAAAUUGGGUGUGGAGCCCCAUCCUGCUGCCUGUGUGUGGCCCUGGUGUGUGGUGCUGGGGGACCACGGCUCAGCUGGGGCAGCACCAGGCUGCGGUUCCUGCAGCCAGGCUGCCAAAGCCUGUGCCCACUGAGUGCUGAGUUUUCUUACAGGGCCAGGAAUCAUGCCAAGGUCAUCUACAAUGAGCUCAGCAAUUCCAAGGGCAAUUCCUCCAUUUGAGGACUGGCACGGUGAGCAGACAGUGCAGGACAGCUGCCGGGGACUGGGACAGGGACGUGCUCACUUGCAGUUCCACAGUGCCAGGUUUUCAUCCACUGCAUAGUUUAGGCCACAAUGUGUUAUCAAAUGUUAAUUAUGUAUUAUGUUCAUGGGAAAUGGGGCAGCCUUAGUCCUAGGCUAAACAUACUGUCCUUCCAUCUUGGAUUCUUGCCCUUUUUCUUGUUAAACCUGCCCUCUCUGAUUUUUUUUUCCCUACACCAACUGUGCAGUCAGUGACCUUACUUCUUCUUGCAUUUAAUAUCCUCAGCUGCUGUGUCUCUUUUCUUCUUGAGCCAUAUGUUAGGAAAAGAGCAUACUUUCAAGGCUUCCAAGCCUUAGACCUGACUUUUACUGUUGUAAUGACUCCAAAUAACAAUAGAAAAUGCACUUGCUGUUCCACGUUAUAAAAACAUGACCUGGAGAAGAUUUUGCAUUCAGAUUAUGACAGACUUAUGCUGGGAAGACUGUAGGCAGAAUGGUAUUGCCAUAGGUUUUGGCAGGAUGAAGAAUGGAAGACCUGAAGUCAUAGUCAACAAAUUCCUCCAUAUCUGAAGUCUUGCAUUCUACCUGUUAGCCUACAGAAGGCUCUCCAGUGAUUUCUUGUAUGUGUUUGGUGCUUAUUACUGUGAUGGUACUGUGAGUGUGUCUCAGAAAAUUAGCAGGCUUGAGGUAUGUGCAAACAAUGUUUCACUUUUAUGCUGUUAGUGUCAUACACUGUUAGCACCAUAGCUUCAGAAGCUACUUUAAAAUUACUGCUUAUUUAAACUGAUGCAGGCUAAAAUACCAAAUGGUAUAAAGAUAGAGAGAUAAAACAUAAAGUUGUAUGAAAUAUCAGAUAGACUUACUCCAUCAUUGUGAGACUUCUGCAGAAACAUCAGUCACAGAGUAAAUUAGUCUCGAAUACCACAAUGCAGGAGAAUUUUGCAAGCUUCUCUGUUGCCACAUUAGGAUAGAUGGCACAUAAAAAUGUACACUAAUUAAUGUUGCUUCCCAUUUCACAAAGGAAUGUAUUGGUUCACUCAAGUGGAAUAAAAAAUACUUAGGAGUUAAACUGAAUUAUCCAUUGUUUGU
This is a messenger RNA of Parus major (Great Tit), 12548 nucleotides long. RefSeq names its product melanopsin-like. The transcript is spliced from 17 exons. Gene Ontology annotation, biological process: G protein-coupled receptor signaling pathway; visual perception. Gene Ontology annotation, molecular function: G protein-coupled receptor activity. Bases 7722 to 9407 code for a protein of 561 amino acids. Gene Ontology annotation, cellular component: membrane. Lineage: Eukaryota; Metazoa; Chordata; Aves; Passeriformes; Paridae. The record is from RefSeq and is a predicted model, not a curated record.